This is a messenger RNA of Gymnogyps californianus (California condor), 982 nucleotides long. RefSeq names its product EF-hand calcium binding domain 2 (gene EFCAB2). NCBI's taxonomy places the organism in Eukaryota, Metazoa, Chordata, Aves, Accipitriformes, Cathartidae. Gene Ontology annotation, molecular function: calcium ion binding. Bases 9 to 500 code for a protein of 163 amino acids. The transcript is spliced from 7 exons. The record is from RefSeq and is a predicted model, not a curated record.
CUGCUGCCAUGGCGGAGAAGGAGGGGAACGGCGAGGAUGGCGCAGUAGCUGAAAUUGAGAAAAAGAUUAUAGAAGCUUUUGAGGUGUUUGACCAUGAAUGCAAUAAAACUGUGGAUGUCAGAGAGAUUGGUUCAAUUGUCAGGUCACUGGGUUGCUUCCCAACUGAGGCAGAACUACAUGAGCUGCUUGCAAAGGUAGAAGAAGAAGAACCGACUGGAUACAUUCAUCUGGAAAAAUUUCUUCCAGUGAUGACAAAAGUACUACUCGACAGAAGCUACCGGCCUAUUCCAGAAGAUGUUCUUCUACAUGCAUUUGAGGCUUUGGAUGAGAAUAAAUGUGGAUAUAUUACUAAAGAGGAGCUGGUCAAAUAUUUGACUGAAGAAGGUGAGCCCUUUACUCAGGAAGAAAUGGAGGACAUGCUCUCCACUGCUCUAGAUCCAGAAACAAACACUGUUCGCUACAGAGACUACAUUUCAAUGAUGAUAGUAGAUGAAACUUAAGAUCUUCCCCUUUACUGUUUGAGAUGCCUUUUGGUAACAGCAGUGUAGCUUGGCAGUUAGUUGAAAUAUGUAUUUUAAAGUAUAACAAAGCUCAGCUUGUGACUUUGUGCUUAUAAUUAAAAUAAAAUCUGUGUAGCUCUAUUUCCUUGGGUUCUGUAUACAUAUUGAAAUAUAUUCACACCUGGAAAAAGAGCUCUCGACAGAAAUACUGUGUAAGGUCUGGAAAAGAAAUCAUAGAAUUUGGUUUGAAAAUAACAGGAAAAAUAAUGUUAAUGGAGUCAAGAAAUGACUUUACAAUUGCUUCUGAAAAACUAACGGAAAAUGAGACCUGUGAAAGCGGGUAAUAAGUAGGUAAGUGAGUACCUUAAGAUGACUAAAAUUGUGAAGGCAUGCCACUAAGAUAAAGCUUUUGUAUUUAAAUGUAAUCCCUGUUUGUGUUUAACUAAUAAGGCACCAGGUAGGUUACUCCUUUUGAAAUAAUA